Stereum hirsutum FP-91666 SS1 is the source of this 1928-nucleotide messenger RNA. RefSeq names its product phosphoacetylglucosamine mutase. Gene Ontology annotation, molecular function: magnesium ion binding; phosphoacetylglucosamine mutase activity; DNA binding. The transcript has 6 exons. The record is from RefSeq and is a predicted model, not a curated record. Lineage: Eukaryota; Fungi; Basidiomycota; Agaricomycetes; Russulales; Stereaceae. Gene Ontology annotation, biological process: carbohydrate metabolic process; UDP-N-acetylglucosamine biosynthetic process. Bases 107 to 1759 code for a protein of 550 amino acids.
GCCGUGUCCGUACCGCCUCUUCCUCGUCCUACGCCGCGACCUCUCCGAGCGCUACAUAAAUAAGUAGCCACGUUUAUCUCAGAAGAUAACUUGUUUUCAAUCCACCAUGUCGUCUCUCCCUGUCGAAACCAUCGCAUCCCUCGCCGACCAACACCCCAAGCCGGCGCACAUCACCUUUCAGUAUGGAACCGCAGGCUUCAGGACACUUGGUAAUGUCCUCGACUCGGUACUCUUCCGAGUUGGUGUUCUGGCCGCUUUGCGGAGCAAGAAACAGGACGGAAAGGUCAUCGGAGUUAUGGUCACUGCAUCCCACAACCCGGAACCCGACAAUGGCGUAAAGCUCGUUGAUCCCCGCGGUGAGAUGCUGGAGGCCUCAUGGGAAGGCCACGCCACAACGCUCGCCAACGCUGCCACCACCGAAGACUUCAUCGCCGUGCUCGAGAACAUUGUCAAAACCACCAAGAUCGACCUUUCAAAACCUGCUCGCGUCGUAUAUGCUCGGGACACUCGUCCUUCGGGUCCCGCUCUCGUUGCGUCGCUCGAAGAUGGUUUCAAGGCUAUCGGUGCUGAAGCGAGGAAUGGUGGCGUCACCACCACACCCAUUCUUCACUAUUACGUUCGUGCGAUGAACACCAAGGGCACAAAAGAUGCGUACGGUGAGGAUACGGAGGAUGGAUACUUCACGAAGCUCAGCACUGCGUUUGGAAAACUGGUGUCUGGCAAGGCCCCCUUGCCGCCCCUCAUCGUAGACUGUGCCAAUGGUGUCGGUGCAGACGGUAUCGCCAAAAUAUCCCCUUACCUGGGCGACCACCUCAAGCUUGUGGCUGUGAAUACCGCCACAACAACCUCUGGCGCGCUUAACAACGCCUGUGGUGCCGACUACGUGAAGACAUCCCAGAAACUCCCCCCGUCUCUUGCAGGCCACAUUAAGCCCGGCCAGCGUGCUUGCAGUCUGGAUGGCGACGCAGAUCGAUUGAUCUACUACUACAUGGAUGACCGAAACCAGUUCCAUAUGCUCGAUGGAGAUAAGAUCGCUGCUCUGGUGGCGGCCUUCAUCGUUGAUCUCGUCAAGACUGCUGGCCUUGAGGAGGAUAUCAAGGUUGGCGUCGUGCAAACGGCGUACGCGAACGGUGCAUCAACAAAAUACCUGACGGAGCGUGUACCCGUCCGAUGCGUUCCUACUGGUGUCAAACACCUCCACCAUGCCGCCGAACAUUAUUCCGUUGGCGUCUACUUCGAAGCCAAUGGUCACGGCACCGUCCUCUUCUCCUCCGAGACCCAAGCAAAGCUUGCCUCCCACGAACCUUCUACCCCCGCCCAAUCCACCGCGCUGAACUACCUCAAGUCCCUCACGGAGCUCAUCAACCAAACCGUCGGCGACGCUAUCUCCGACAUGCUCCUCGUCGAGGCCGUCCUCGCACACAGGUCCUACUCCGGCGUCGAGUGGGACUCGCUUUACGUCGACUUGCCGAAUAGGCUCGUGAAGGUCGUUGUGGCGGAUCGUCAUGCGUUCCAUACGGAGGAUGCGGAGAGGAAGUUGGUCAGUCCUAAGGGAUUACAGGCGAAGAUUGAUGAUCUUGUGAAGCGGUAUGAUGGUGGACGGUCCUUCGUUCGGCCGAGUGGAACGGAAGACGUCGUUCGUGUUUAUGCGGAGGCGGUCAUCCGGUCCCAUGCGGAUGACUUGGCCUUCCGUGUGGCUGGACUCGUGUACGACGAGACUGGCGGUGACCCCGCUACUCGUCCCAAAGAGUUCAUCUGAACAUGAGCCUGACGAUACCACGUAUGAAAAAAGAGAAGUAUGUAUAAUCUAUGAAGUUUUCUGGGGUAUCAUGGGGUAAAAAAACUCUGUGUAUACACAAAUGGACGGUUGGAUAACAAUGUAUAGCAUAAAAAAGAAAGUCGCUCCUCACCAUCGCUUUGACCGUGAC